Haliotis rubra (blacklip abalone) is the source of this 1809-nucleotide messenger RNA. RefSeq names its product collagen alpha-2(I) chain-like. Lineage: Eukaryota; Metazoa; Mollusca; Gastropoda; Lepetellida; Haliotidae. The record is from RefSeq and is a predicted model, not a curated record. The coding region runs from base 1 to 1809 and encodes 602 amino acids. The transcript has 3 exons.
AUGAAUUAUUCAGGAAUCUUCCUCAUCCUCGUCUUUGUCAACGCGGCUGCUGCAGUGUUCACCCGUUCUCAUACCAACUAUCGACGCGGGACACGCGGGAAGAGUGGUAACACAGGAAGAACUGGUUCUACGGGGUACACUGGGGCAACGGGUGUCCCGGGGCCAACCGGUUACACUGGAGACACGGGCACGCAGAAAGGUUACACUGGUGAUACAGGGGCCGUCGGGCAGAAGGGUUUCACAGGUGACACAGGCGAUGUUGGCGAACAAGGAUACACUGGAUUCGUUGGGUCAACAGGAUACACAGGAGCCACAGGGUACACUGGCUUCACUGGAAUUACUGGUGUGCGUGGCGUUAUUGGAAUUGAAGGAACGAAGGGCAGCAAAGGGAACACAGGCCUCCAAGGAGACAUAGGAUCUAGUGGGCUUGGGGGGCGAAGUGGCACACGGGGGAUUACUGGCAACACAGGGGUCACAGGAGACACUGGGGAAACUGGAAGCCAAGGGGCGACUGGCUUGACUGGAAAUACCGGAAAUACGGGUGUUAAGGGUGAUGCAGGAGUUGAAGGAACACAAGGCAUCACUGGACCUCGAGGAGACCGAGGAAGUCAAGGGUAUACAGGAGAUACAGGUGCAACUGGUUAUACCGGCGCUACAGGAGUCGAUGGAACCAUUGGCUACCUAGGAGAUACCGGUGACACUGGCACCAGAGGUAACACUGGCAUUCGGGGAGCUCAAGGAAGUCGGGGAACAAGAGGUAUCACAGGCCAGAACGGUUACACGGGCAACACAGGAGACACAGGGAACACCGGGACAACGGGGCCAACUGGUGCUACUGGCCCAAGUGGUCCUGGUCUGAGUCAGUUCUGCAGCUGGGCAGUGCGAACAAGCAACGUCGGUAUUAAUGUGAAGAAUGCCUGCGCCUCGCUUGGAUUCGAUGGUCCCACAGGGCGGACAGGUCCAACAGGGCAGAAAGGGGCAACCGGUACAAUAGGCGUGAAAGGCGUCACAGGGACGCAGGGUGCGACCGGAGUGACGGGUGAGCCAGGUCCAACAGGUGUAAAAGGAGUCCAGGGAUACACUGGCUAUACGGGCGCGACAGGGGCAACAGGUCAGGAUGGCACGCUUGGCCUAGCCGGCUAUACUGGAAACACAGGUGACGAUGGAACUAGAGGGGUUACCGGAGUUCAAGGACAACAGGGAAUGAGAGGCACACAAGGAUAUACCGGCAAUACCGGUUCUACUGGGGCCACUGGAUAUACUGGAUUCCAGGGCUACACGGGCACCAGUGGCAGUUUUGGUGUUAAUGGUGCUGAUGGAGAGGCCGGUUCCCAGGGAACUGCUGGCAGCGAUGGUUACACAGGCUACACAGGAAACACUGGCAUUACUGGCAUCACAGGUAGCACAGGCGACACUGGAUACACCGGGUCAACAGGCGAGCCUGGGUACACAGGGUACACGGGGUACACAGGAGAAACUGGGAACACGGGAGCUAUGGGCCAGGACGGAACCAAAGGCCAAUCGGGCGUUACUGGACGAGUGGGUGCUCAGGGUGUUACAGGAGCUAAGGGCGUAGAUGGCUACACGGGCUUUACCGGCAAUACUGGUGUGACGGGCCCCACAGGGCCUACAGGUUCCACUGGUAGCCAAGGGGCCUCUAAUAGUGUCAUGGGCACAAGAGGUGAUACGGGAGCAACUGGCACUCUGGGAGAUGAACUGGAUCCUUUCUGUACCACCCUCCUCAGCGGAAUCGGCGCCGACAACUGGCUGAGGAACUUCUGUAUGACUGUCCUGGUGAGUCUUCAAUAA